Messenger RNA from Schizosaccharomyces japonicus yFS275, 1052 nucleotides. RefSeq lists its product as hypothetical. Lineage: Eukaryota; Fungi; Ascomycota; Schizosaccharomycetes; Schizosaccharomycetales; Schizosaccharomycetaceae. The record is from RefSeq and is a predicted model, not a curated record. The coding region runs from base 110 to 850 and encodes 246 amino acids. The transcript is spliced from 2 exons.
AACUCAAGCUCGAGCCAUUUGCUAAAGCGAGAGUAUAUAAACAAUUCCAUAUUACUUACCAUUCACCUCUUUUAAGACAUUUUUGUGAAUUCAUUAAAAUCAUUUUAGUAUGGUGAUUACUAACACUGGUUUAAGUGUUCGUGUGCUCAGUUUACUGCUUCUCAUUGCUGAAGGAAUACGGCUAUGUCUAGCAGACUCAGCAAAUAUAUGGAGGAGCAAAGCUGAGAUUGAAGCUGCUGAAGCAGCCAAAGAUGUUGUAAAAUAUCGUCUGUCUGCUUAUUGGUCUUUAGUGACAAAACCAGAAGACGAAAGCAUGGACGGAUUGAGCGGUCGUUAUAUUGUUAUUGAUGGAGGAAAGCUCUUUCUGGCUCCAGUAUCAGAAAGCUCCGAAAAGCUUGUUUUCCAGUUCAAUCAGCAUCAGAAAGGUUUCUUAAGACUCAAAAACGGAGAAAAGGCAUACAUUGCAGAUAAAUAUGCACCUUUUGUAUUUGAUAACGACGAAUGGUCAAACCACUUUGCAAUUAAUGUACAGAAAGAGAAUCCCGUUUCAUCAUAUACUCCUUUUGUUUUGAAUUACCUAGGCUCACCAUGGUUCUCUACCUGCAAACAGGCGCCCGGUAUUUGGCAAGUAUUUGCUGGUAAAAUGGAUAAUGCCAAAUUCCCAGACUGCCAUGCAAUUCGGUUAAUCAUGAAGCGAGAGGACACAUGGCUCCGAUACUAUUUCAGUAGCCAUAAGAACCCUAUUGACUGGAAACUUGUUGAAGGGUACCAUGUUUGGCUUGACGGGAAGGGAGGCACCGGAAAAGAAAGUGCAAAACAACCUGGACUAGGGGCAGCACUGUGCUGUUAAAUACGUUAGUACACGGUUAAUUGUUAGUUUAUAACGAUAAGAAGUAAAGGUUUAAGUCAAUGCGCACUAUAAAACCAAUAACCAGACAACAGAUAAUUUAUACAAACGAGCAGAAAGACUGAUAGUAGCAAGAUACACGACAAAAUUGAAUAUUUUUCUCAUCUAUACAAUGUACAGUGAGUUGCAAAAAAUAACGAAUUAA